This is a messenger RNA of Selaginella moellendorffii, 795 nucleotides long. RefSeq lists its product as uncharacterized. The transcript is spliced from 2 exons. NCBI's taxonomy places the organism in Eukaryota, Viridiplantae, Streptophyta, Lycopodiopsida, Selaginellales, Selaginellaceae. Bases 210 to 740 code for a protein of 176 amino acids. The record is from RefSeq and is a predicted model, not a curated record.
CGGUGAGCCGCUCUUUAUGAUUCUAUUUCAUACGAUUUGUAUUAGGUGGAUAAGUUUUCCGUGAAGCUCUUUACAGUGAGGCGUUACAGGCGCUUGACUUUAGAUUCGUGAGAGGACUAGUUUGUCUCCGGAUUCGGUGAACUACUUCUAUCAUUAAGUCUGGAGAUUUUCAUUUGGAGCUCUCUACUAGUGAACUAUCUGCAGUGAGUAUGAUUUACGCGAUCCUUCUCUCGUGUGCCAUCAUCUCCUCGUUCGCGACGAUUUCUCAGGCAUGCUCGAAGAAGACCAUCAUCUUCUACGGACAAAACGUACGCUACCCAGCAAACUCGUCCCAAACCUCCGGGCAGCAAACAGUGGGAGGAGGAUGCCUCGACCUCCCUCCUUACAACCCCGGCUACGCCUCGCUUCUCAGGCAAAAGCUCACGCUUGGGCCCGAGUAUAACUCCCCCCAAGUUGGAAUGGACUACGGCGGCUACGUUGCGAGCGGAGCCAGCGUCGCGUUUGGAACCGGCCAGUUUGUUCUCGACAACCAUCCUUUGUUCGUGGGGACUCUUGCCUACAAGAGGCGAAGGGACAUCUCGGAGAAAACCAUAGCUUUCUCCGUCCGGGUUUAUGGCAACGAGAGCUUCCAUGGAUUUGGAAAUGGUACCAGCGUCACUGUUGCUUCGUACUACUAUGGUCUCAACCUUGUCUUUAGAUUUGUGAUAGAUAUCUUUAGAAGCGAGUCGUGCAUCCUCUAAACAAAAAUGCUUUGUUACCUCUCAUUAUGAACUUGAAGAACUUACUUGGUGGAAA